GACCAGAUUAGACACCCUCUAUCUACUGUGCCAUAUGUACUUGGCUUCUGGAACCUUCCUAUCAUUAAUGCCAACCCAUCUACAAAAGCAAGAGCAGGGUCCUCCCAAUCUGAGUUAUCCCAGGGCAUAAUCGAACUCUCUCUCUCAGAUCCACUGAACAUUUUGAGUCGCCCACAGCAUCUACCUCUCCUAGGCUACAACUUCGGUAUCGGUCGGCGAUGGCGAACCCUAAUCUGACAGCCGGCUACGUGUUCCAACCCACCGGCCAUGAGCUCAUCCACCACUACCUCGUCCCCAGGGCGGGGCUCGGCGGCGACAUCUUCCCCGGCUUCAUCGAGGAGGGCGUGGACGUCUUGUCCUUGCCCCCGCGUGAGCUCCCCUUCCGGGAAAACCACAUAAGGGAUUACGGCGAGGUAUGGGGCUUUUUCUUUGCGGCAAAGCCCGCCGGCGAGACGUGCCCGACGCCGGGCGCGGGCGGGUGCUGGGUGCAGUACGGCAGCGAGGGCGGCCGGGAGGCAGUGGCGUUCCGGCGCAGGUUCGCGUACCGCUACACGUGGAAGGGCGGGGCGGUAUGGUCGCCGACGCGCUGGCUGAUGAAGGAGUACCGGCUCAACAGGGACGCGGCCGCCUUCCGCCGCGCGCACCCGGACCCCGAGGCGGCGGACGUCGUCUUCGUGGUCCACAAGGUCUACCGGAAGCCGGUGCUCCCCCCGCCUGUCGACAGCAGCUCCAGCGACAGCGAGGAGGAGGGCUCCGAGCGCUCCAUCGUGUUGAAGAGGAGGCGGUAGAAUUAUGCAACUGCAUGUUGAUUUCUUCAGAUUUGUUGUGUCUCUAUUUCGUUUCAUUUCAGUUGUGGAUUUUGCGCUCGAUCUAGUUCAGGUAGAUUGACUGGUCCGUUUCGUUCGAAGUACAAUGUAAUCAGCCUCCCUCGCAGCAUCUGCCAGAACAGUUCGGAGGUAUUAUCACCGUUUCAUUUUAUGAUUUAUGUUUUAUGUGGA
This is a messenger RNA of Aegilops tauschii subsp. strangulata, 998 nucleotides long. RefSeq names its product NAC domain-containing protein 67-like. NCBI's taxonomy places the organism in Eukaryota, Viridiplantae, Streptophyta, Magnoliopsida, Poales, Poaceae. Gene Ontology annotation, molecular function: DNA binding. Gene Ontology annotation, biological process: regulation of DNA-templated transcription. The record is from RefSeq and is a predicted model, not a curated record.